UUAUCAGUCUCGUCUCUGAUACUGAAGCAGAUUUUUAGCUGGAACGAGCUCCUUAAGAUCAAGUAACUAUGUCGAAGAAAGUGGCUAUUAUUGGUGCAGGGUGCAGUGGCCUCGCAGCCAUCAAAUGUUGUGUAGAAGAAGGUCUGAAGCCUACAUGUUUUGAGCAGAGUGAUGGAAUCGGAGGACUUUGGAGGUUCACAGAAACUGUGGAAGAAGACAGGGCUAGCAUUUAUAAAUCCGUUUUCACAAAUACUUCCAAAGAGAUGAUGUGCUACAGUGAUUUCCCGAUGCCUGAAGAUUUUCCUGUAUACCUGCAUCAUUCCAAGAUCUUAGAAUACCUUCACCUGUAUGCAGAACACUUUAACCUCAGUAAAUAUAUUCAUUUUCAGACUAAAGUUUGCAGUGUAAAACAACAUCCAGAUUUUUCAACUACAGGAAAGUGGGAUGUUGAAAUACAAAAUGGGGGAAAGAGAGAGAUGGAUGUUUUUGAUGCUGUUAUUGUUUGCAAUGGACAUUAUACUGAUCCAUACCUGCCGCUAGACUGUUUUCCAGGUUUAAGUCAGUUCAAAGGCCGCCACAUGCAUAGUCGUUUAUACAAAACAUGUGAAGAGUAUCGUGGAAAAUCUGUUGUUGUUGUGGGAACAGGAAAUUCAGCAGGAGAUAUUUCUGUGGAACUCAGCCAUAUUGCAAAACAGGUUUAUCUAAGCACCAGAAAUGGAUCAUGGGUGGUUAGCAGAAUUUCUCAUGGUGGAUUUCCUAUAGACAUGAAAAUGUCAAGACGCUAUACUACGGGGAUCAAGAAUUUCUUGCCAAGAGGGCUCGCUGCUAAGAUAAAUGAGAAAAUUAUGAGCAGCUGGUUUAACCACUCAAACUUAGGUUUGGAACCUAAAUUCAGGCUAAAACAUCCAAUUGUAAAUGACUACCUCCCAAGCCAAAUAUUUCAGGGAUCGAUCAAGGUAAAGCCCAGUAUUAAAUCCUUCUCUGAAACCUCUGUCACCUUUGAAGAUGGAACUGUGGCAGAAGUGGAUGAAGUCAUUUUCGCUACAGGAUACAGUUCAACAUUUCCUUUUCUUGAUGAUGAUAUAAUCAAGCUCAAUAACAAUGAUGUAUCCUUAUAUAAGUAUGUGUUUCCAAUUUAUUUGGAAAAACCAACACUUGCUUUCCUGGGAUUAGUUCAACCCCUUGGACCUAUCAUGCCAACAGUUGAAAUACAGGCUCGUUGGGCAACCAGAGUUUUUAAGGGUGCUGCUCAGCUGCCAUCAGCCAAAAAGAUGGAAAACCACUGCAUAAAAAGCAAGGACAGGAACAAUAAAUGGUUUGGUGUGGGUAGGACUCAGGUCCUGCAAACUCAUUACAUCGAUUACAUAAAUGAUAUUUCAAUGGAGAUUGGGAUACAACCAAACGCAAUAUAUCUUUUCCUCACAGACCCGAGGUUGGCUUGGCAGGUGUUUUUCGGACCAUGCACACCUUACCAGCUUCGACUUAGGGGGCCUGGGAAGUGGUCUGGAGCCAGAAAUGCUAUUCUUACACAGUGGGACAGAACAAUAAAUCCAACUAGGACAAGGGUUUUACAUAAACAUUCUGAAUCCUGGAACAUCAAGACAUUGUUGGUCAUUGGCUCCCUGUUAACAGCUAUGUGGUUUUCAAGACAAAAUUUGCUAAAGCUAUAAAUAAGUUAUUUUUGUUUCUACUGUAUUGUUUGUGUCAUGUUUUUAAAUGCAUCUUCAUGA
Molecule: messenger RNA, 1730 nt
Organism: Bufo gargarizans (Asiatic toad)
Lineage: Eukaryota; Metazoa; Chordata; Amphibia; Anura; Bufonidae
Product: dimethylaniline monooxygenase [N-oxide-forming] 2-like
Exons: 9
Coding region: 69-1670 (533 amino acids)
Molecular function (GO): NADP binding; flavin adenine dinucleotide binding; N,N-dimethylaniline monooxygenase activity
Source: RefSeq, a predicted model, not a curated record